AUGUCAGUCUACCCAGAUAACGCCGACAUGAAAGAGUCGAAAGUGGGCUACCCGGAACUGGACACCACGCGCACGACUCAGGAAGGCGACAUCAUAACAGCCCAUGAUGUUGCGCGACCAGGUCUGAUGACAAGGUUGGGGCUUACUCCAGACUCCUUCCGGCAGCGUACUCUAGACGACAAGCAUAAUCAGUUGAAUAAGACCUUGAAGGCAAGGCAUUUGAACAUGAUUGCUAUCGGUGGUUCUAUCGGCGCUGGUCUCUUCGUUGGGUCAGGUGGUGCCCUGGCAACUGGCGGUCCAGCAUCGCUGCUGAUCGACUUUUCGAUCAUUGGUAUCAUGAUGUUCAACGUAGUCUAUGCUCUUGGUGAGCUUGCUAUAAUGUUUCCGAUUUCUGGUGGCUUCUAUACUUACAGCACACACUUCAUCGAUCCGUCAUGGGGCUUCGCAAUGGGAUGGAAUUACGUCUUUCAAUGGGCAAUCGUCCUACCACUCGAACUCGUCGUUGCUGGUCUGACCGUCAACUACUGGGGUGCCAACGUCAACGUAGCAGUCUGGAUCACCAUCUUCUGGCUCGCCAUAAUCAUCAUAAAUAUCUUUGGGGUCCUUGGCUAUGCAGAAGAGGAAUUUUGGGUCUCUGCUCUCAAACUUACAACCAUUGUUGUAUUCAUCAUCAUGGGUAUCGUCUUCGCUUGCGGUGGCGGACCAAGCAAUGGUUGGUACAGUGAGUACUGGGGCGCGAGGCUGUUCUAUGAUCCAGGCGCCUUUCGCAACGGGUUCUUCGGAUUCUGCUCCGUCUUCGUCACGGCUGCCUUUGCUUUCUCUGGUACGGAGCUGGUCGGUCUCGCAGCAGCAGAGUCCAAAACUCCGCAGAAGUCACUACCAUCUGCGGUGAAGCAAGUCUUUUGGCGUAUUACGCUCUUCUACAUCCUCGCUCUGUUCUUCGUCGGCAUUCUGGUUCCAUCAGACGAUGAGCGUCUCCUCGGAUCAGGCCUCAUCGAUGUUUCAGCCUCGCCGUUCGUUAUCGCAGCUGUCAACGCAGGCAUCCCAGCCUUUGGUGACUUUGUGAAUGUCGUCAUCCUACUCUCUGUUGUUUCGAUCGGGCUAUCCGGGGUCUACGGCGGCUCACGCACUCUUACCGCACUCGCGGAGCAGGGCUAUGCACCAAAAAUCUUUGCUUACGUCGACCGCGCCGGACGGCCCUUGGUCUCGACCGCCGCCAUGCUAGCAUUCGGUCCGCUGGCUUACGUUGCGCUAGCGAGCAGUGGGACGGUCGUCUUCGAUUGGCUACAAGCACUAUCCGGUCUGGCUGCGCUGUUCACCUGGGGCUCUAUUUGUCUUGCCCACAUCAGAUUCCGCCAUGCCUGGGCAUAUCAAGGGCACACGCUUGACGAGUUGCCUUUCAAGUCCAUGUUCGGCAUCUAUGGGUCGUGGGUUGGACUGAUCUUGAUCAUCCUAGUACUCAUCGCCCAGUUCUACACCGCCGUUGCCCCUCUGAACGCAUACGACUUCUUCCAGUCCUAUCUUGCCCUCUUCGUCGUUAUUGCCUUCUACAUCGCGGGCUGGAUCUGGAAGCGUGAAGGCUGGCGCAAGCUGUCAGAGAUUGACGUCGAUAGCGGCCGACGUGAGGUCGAUUGGGAGGCAUAUGAAAAGCUAAAGCAGGAGAAACAGGCCUGGCCGGCGUGGCGCAGAGUUUUGGAUAAGCUGUUCUAG
Messenger RNA from Recurvomyces mirabilis, 1710 nucleotides. RefSeq names its product Amino-acid permease inda1 (gene INDA1). The record is from RefSeq and is a predicted model, not a curated record. Gene Ontology annotation, cellular component: membrane. Lineage: Eukaryota; Fungi; Ascomycota; Dothideomycetes; Mycosphaerellales; Teratosphaeriaceae. The transcript has 5 exons. Gene Ontology annotation, molecular function: amino acid transmembrane transporter activity. The coding region runs from base 1 to 1710 and encodes 569 amino acids. Gene Ontology annotation, biological process: amino acid transmembrane transport.